Messenger RNA from Helianthus annuus (common sunflower), 3894 nucleotides. RefSeq names its product K(+) efflux antiporter 2, chloroplastic. The record is from RefSeq and is a predicted model, not a curated record. Gene Ontology annotation, cellular component: chloroplast; membrane. Bases 230 to 3751 code for a protein of 1173 amino acids. Gene Ontology annotation, biological process: proton transmembrane transport; potassium ion transport. NCBI's taxonomy places the organism in Eukaryota, Viridiplantae, Streptophyta, Magnoliopsida, Asterales, Asteraceae. Gene Ontology annotation, molecular function: potassium:proton antiporter activity. The transcript has 21 exons.
AUAACAAACUCUCGCCAACUAACACUCUCUCUCGCUCUUACGUCAUCAACCGUACGUCUUUUUCCAUUUAUAACCUAAUUCUUUAUGUAAUUAUCCGCCAUUGACUGCUGUUUCAAGCUCUAAAUUGCACUCACAUCUCUCACGAUUAAUCAGGUGUUUGAUAUUACAGCCUAUUGAGAUUUAAUUUUACGAUCACUUAGCAAACAAAACCGAGAAAGCGAGAGGAAAUAUGAAGUUUUCAUGUAGUUUCCAGAUUCGUGGUUUUCCAGGUACUAGUUGCGGAAUAUUUGACCAGCAGAACUUGCAGUCAACUUUUGGUUAUAAUUUCGCGGGCAAUCAAAGGUUUGUGUCAAAUGUUGGCUCGAAAAAGAAAUUAAUUGCUUCUAGUAAUCAUGGUUAUAAUUCAAGUAGAACCAAUAAAAUUUUUACUAGAAUUCAUACACUUAAGACAUCAAGGGGGAAUCUUAAAACAAAUUGUCAGGGAAAUGAGUCAAUCACUUUAAUAAAUGAGAACGGAAAGGAUGUAGAAUCUAUUGAGAGUAUAAAUGUCGACGAUUCAAAAGAAGAAAGUAAGAGUGAUUCAAGAGAUAAGGGAGAAGAAGCAGAAGUGAUGGGUCCCACUUUGGAUGAAUUAAAGGAGUUGUUACGAAAAGCGCGUAAAGAGUUGGAGAUAGCGCAACUUAAUAGUACAAUGUUUGAGGAUAAAGCUCAGAAGAUAUCAGAAGCAGCAAUAGCACUAAAAGACGAAGCGUUGAACGCAUGGGAUGAUGUCAACUUGGCGUUAAUUGCUAUUGAAGAUAUCGUGAAAGAAGAAGACCCCACGAAAGAAGCUAUUCAGAGAGCCAAAAUGGCACUUUCGUUAGCUGAAGCUACGCAUCAGGUGGCUCUUGAAUCGUUAGAAGUUGCAAAAGAGAAAAACGAAAAUGAAAAUGAAAAUGAAAAUUUGAAUUUGAUGAAAGAAGAGGAAACGCUUUUAGCUGCUCAGAAGGAUAUGAAGGAGUGCAGGGAGAAUUUGGAAAAUUGUGAGAAAGCGUUGAUUCGGUUACAAACAAGAAAAGACGAGUUACAACGAGAAGUUGUUAUACUGAAUGAACUUGCAGAGAAAGCACAAACAGAUGCAUUAAAAGCGGAAGAAGAUGUGGCUAAUAUAAUGCUUUUAGCAGAAGAAGCCGUUGCUCUGGAACUUGAGGCUACGAAACGUGUUAACGAUGCUGAAGUUGCAUUAAAGAAAGCUGAAAAGGUUCUUGCCGUUUCUCUCGCGGAUACAUCUGAAGGUACAAUUUCAGAUGCGGAGACACAUGAUGACGAAAACGCCCUUGCAGGGAAUUCAGUUGAAAUCGUUGCUAGCAAUGACAGUGAUGCAACAGUUGAAGAUGCUACGAGUGUCCCCAUACAAGAUACGGAGUUAACUUUCGUAGACCAAAUGUCGGAAGAUUAUAGAUUUUCUGACGAUAGUGACAAAGAGAAUGAACAAAUAACCAAAGACACAGAAAAUGAUGCCGAAAAGACAAAGAACGUGGUUCAAACAAAAAAACAAGAAACACAGAAGGAUUUCACAAAGGACAGCUCACCGCCACCAAAAGCAUUAUUGAAAAAAUCGUCUCGUUUUUUUCCUGCAUCGUUUUUCUCCUUGGAGGGAGACGGUACUGAGUUUACACCAGCAGCAAUUUUUCAGGAGCUUCGCGAAUCUAUAAGACAGCAUUUACCCAAAUUGUUAGUUGGGUCUUUGCUUGUUGGUGCAAGCUUUGCUUUCUAUGCUAAACAAGAACGGAUCGGUAAAAUACUUCAGCCUCCAAAUGUUAUCACCACCGAUGUCGAUGAAGUUUCUUCAAAUGCUAGGCCUUUGGUCAAACAGAUAAAAAAAUUACCUAAAAAAAUUAAAAAGAUAAUUGAGAUGCUUCCACACCAAGAGAUUAAUGAGGAAGAAGCUUCUCUUUUUGAUGUGUUGUGGUUGUUACUUGGCAGUGUAAUAUUUGUGCCGAUAUUUCAGAAACUUCCUGGAGGAAGCCCUGUUCUUGGGUAUCUGACAGCUGGCAUCUUGAUUGGGCCUUAUGGUCUCUCAAUUAUACGUAACGUUCAUGCGACAAAAGCAAUAGCAGAAUUCGGGGUUGUUUUCCUGCUUUUUAAUAUCGGCCUUGAGCUUUCUGUUGAAAGGCUGAGUUCCAUGAAGAAAUACGUUUUUGGAUUGGGUUCUGCUCAGGUGUUGGCGACAGCUGUUGUGGUGGGAUUAGUUGCUCAUAUUGUAUGCGGACUGCCAGGACCUGCUGCAAUUGUCAUCGGUAAUGGUUUGGCAUUAUCUUCUACAGCAGUUGUCCUGCAGGUAUUGCAGGAGCGAGGUGAGAGCACAUCACGUCAUGGACGAGCCACAUUUUCCGUUUUACUCUUCCAGGAUUUAGCCGUUGUUGUUUUGCUGAUUCUCAUACCUCUUAUUUCACCAAAUUCAUCCAAAGGAGGGAUUGGUUUCUAUGCAAUUGCUGAAGCUCUUGGAUUGGCUGCUGUAAAGGCACUUGUUGCUAUCAGUGCCAUUAUUGCUGGGGGACGGUUGCUUCUUCGCCCAAUUUACAAGCAAAUUGCCGAGAUGCAAAAUGCAGAAAUAUUUUCCGCAAACACGCUUCUGGUUAUUCUGGGUACUAGUCUACUUACUGCCCGUGCUGGCCUUUCAAUGGCUCUUGGAGCUUUUCUUGCUGGUUUGCUACUUGCAGAAACUGAAUUCUCUUUGCAAGUCGAAUCAGAUAUCGCUCCGUAUCGUGGCCUUCUAUUAGGGCUCUUCUUCAUGACGGUUGGAAUGUCAAUCGAUCCAAAACUUUUUGUCUCGAACUUUCCUGUUGUUAUGGGAUCAUUAGGGCUUCUAAUUGCUGGGAAAACCGUAAUGGUAGCUGUAGUUGGCAGACUUUUUGGUGUUUCGUUAAUAUCCGCUAUUAGAGUUGGUCUUUUACUUGCACCUGGUGGAGAAUUCGCCUUUGUUGCAUUUGGUGAAGCGGUCAAUCAGGGCAUAAUGACUCCUCAGUUAUCUUCUUUGUUGUUUCUUGUGGUGGGGAUUUCAAUGGCCCUUACACCAUGGUUAGCUGCUGGUGGCCAGUUAAUCGCAUCUCGUUUUGAGCUGCAAGAUGUUCGUAGUUUAUUACCUGAUGAGAAUGAGACAGAUGAUUUACAAGGUCAUAUCAUUAUAUGCGGGUUCGGACGUGUUGGACAGAUCAUCGCGCAGCUUCUUUCUGAAAGACUGAUUCCAUUCGUUGCUCUUGAUGUGAGGAGUGAUCGAGUAUCAAUGGGACGCGCGCUUGACCUUCCUGUAUAUUUUGGAGAUGCUGGCAGUCGAGAGGUGUUGCAUAAAAUUGGUGCUCAUAGAGCCUGUGCUGCAGCAAUAACUUUAGAUUCACCUGGUGCAAAUUAUAGAACCGUUUGGGCUCUCAGUAAGUAUUUCCCUAAUGUCAAGACGUUCGUGCGCGCUCAUGAUGUUGAUCAUGGACUUAACUUGGAGAAGGCUGGGGCUACGGCGGUUGUGCCAGAGACCUUAGAACCAAGUCUACAGUUAGCAUCUGCCGUUCUUGCACAAGCUAAAUUGCCGAUGUCAGAGAUUGCAGCCGCUAUCAACGAGUUCAGAUCCCGCCACCUGUCAGAGCUUACUGAGUUGUCGGAAAUAAGCGGGAGUUCUCUUGGUUACGGCUUCUCACGGAUUAUGUCAAAACCUAAAUCUUCUUCAGAUUCUUCGUCUGAAGAUAACCAAAUCAGUGAAGGGACACUCGCGAUAUAAACCAUAGCCAUAAAAAACCAAAUAGAAAAAAAGAGGACCACAUGUAUAAAACGGAUUGGGCACAAUGUGCAGAUGCGCCUUGUUGCACAAUCAACAUUUUUUAACCAUCUAAUAGCAUUGCAAUUUGCUACCAAUAAUCCAAA